ACCCCUAGUCCCGGCCCCAUAUCUCUCAGCGUAGUAAUCCCCUCGCCUUCUCGGCGCCAGCAACAGGAACUCGAUUUAGCCGACGUGAUCUCGGUCCCAUCUCCAAUCGGUCUCUCCGAGGACUUCUACCCCACCGACGCAUAUGAGAAACGCGCCUUGAAGGGUGCAUACCCCGUGGCCCGGAAAGUGGAUCGAGCAGCCAUUCCAUUCACUAUCGGCACCCCUGGCCCACUGCUCACAUCUAAACCGGACAUCAGCGCCCAGCUGCACCAUACCCUGCAGCAGAAGCUCGCGAAGAUCCGAGGCCCCAAAGUAACCUUUGCAUCGGGGGACCAGCACCAGCUAGCGCACUUCGCAGCCAACUUUGAGUUUGUGAAUGCGUAUAAGCUACGACAAGGAGUCACGCCUGUUCCAGAGGAGUUCCUUGCGGGAUGUAGCUGUGACGGGUUCUGCGAUCCAGCAAGAUGUCUCUGUCUCAGCAAGGAAGAGGAGACGAAUGACCCAAUGGUGCCGUACAAGCGGGCCGGUGAUGAUGGGCGAUUGCUGGUGCUUACGCCGGAGUUUCUGAAACGAAAGGUCAUGAUCUACGAAUGUAGUUCAAGAUGUGGAUGUGAUGAACGCUGCUGGAAUCGAGUGGUGCAAAAUGGCCGGACGGUCCGACUGGAGAUUUUCUGGACCGGUAACCGAGGGUUCGGCCUCCGCUCUCCCGACCCCAUCCGCGCAGGCCAAUUCAUCGACUGCUACCUAGGGGAAGUAAUCACCAAAGAAGUAGCCGACAUCCGCGAAGACGCAACAGCUCAAAAAGGCCCUUCAUAUUUAUUCAGUCUUGACUUCCUCGCCACCGGCGAAGACAGCAAAUACGUUAUCGACGGACACAGGUUCGGCAAUCCAACCCGUUUCAUAAAUCAUUCGUGCAACCCGAAUUGUCGCCUGAUUCCCGUGACUCGCAACCACGCCGACGAUUACCUGUACGACUUGGCUUUCUUUGCGCUUAGAGAUGUACCACCCAUGACGGAAUUGACGUUUGACUAUAAUCCCGGCUGGGAGAAGGUCAAGAAGGUUGAUCCGAAUGCUGUGCCUUGUCUUUGUGGGGAGAGUAAUUGUCGUGGUCAGCUUUGGCCGAAUCAGAGGAAGGCGAAGAGGGGGUGA
Messenger RNA from Aspergillus vadensis CBS 113365, 1149 nucleotides. It is a transcript of the gene clrD, whose product is annotated as histone-lysine N-methyltransferase Clr4. NCBI's taxonomy places the organism in Eukaryota, Fungi, Ascomycota, Eurotiomycetes, Eurotiales, Aspergillaceae. Gene Ontology annotation, molecular function: zinc ion binding; protein binding; histone methyltransferase activity. The record is from RefSeq and is a predicted model, not a curated record. The annotation marks the transcript as partial. Gene Ontology annotation, cellular component: nucleus. The transcript is spliced from 2 exons.